UGCAAACACAACUCUGUAGAGGUGACUGACUGCCACAUUCCUGUUAGAGAGAAGGAACAGCCACAUGGUGCUGUGAGCAGGGAGCAAGCAAUACUGCAAAAUCCAGUACAAAUAAGAGUUACAAUCGGCAAACACACAUUCCGGUUAAAGCUUUUUAACACAUUACAGGAAUUAAUGUUAAUAAGAUGGCAAGUGGGAUGACUGAUCCUCAACCUGUAUUGCGCCAUACGCAUGCUAACCAUAUUUUAUCUAAACAAAAGAUGGAGCAGAUGAAGAAUCCUGUGUCUAGUACUUUUAAAAGUCAAGAUAUUGCGGCUUUGUCCGGAAAACUGGAAAAUCUUGCCCAGAACACACCCCUGCAUUUCAGUGAUGAAGCAAUGAGAUCCGACCCUAAAAGCAACACUCGAUUUGGCAAUAUCAACCAGCAACCAUUCUUUUCAAGACAUAACCCUCACCCUCAUGUAGUCACCCAUAUUCAAGGACUUAAUGGAAUUCCUAUAUGUAUUGUCAAUGAUGAGUGGUCUGCUACAUCUCAACUCUAUCCUCAUCCCAUGAUAAGGAGCAAGUUUCCUACCAAUAUGCUGGGUGUUCCAUGUAUGCCUAUAGGAGAUCCACGUGGUAACAUAGUCCCCUUUCUUGGAACAGGAUCAUCUGUAUCUGAAGCAUGGCGUGAAGAACUGAGAGAACUUGCUGCAAAAGUUUGCACUUCUGAUAAACAACCGCAAACAAAAGAGGAGGAGCCUCGGAGAUCCACGCAGUAUUCUGCACAAACUGGGCGCAUCAUUCCUGCAUCCUCAAGAGCCAUGACCCGGCAGCAAUCUCGGAAAGGAAGUAGAAAUGGCCACAGCAAGAAGGCAAAUGCAAGCACUCUCUUUCAAGACCAGGAACUUCUAAUACUGGAGCUGCUUUGCCAGAUUCUGCAAACUGAUUCUCUGUCAUCUGUCCAACAGUGGCUUCUGACAGCUGACCCCAGGGAGAAAGACCUCAUAAUGAGCAUGAUAAAGACAGCGACUUCCAAUAUGCAAUUUGAGUCCCAGACAAUGGAGAGGUCCAGUUACCAGAAUGGCUUAGGACUGCUGUCAAGGGAUGAACAUCUGCAAAGGGAAUUUCGAAACAGUAGAUCUCUCCAAAAACAAAAGCCGGAGCCAAUUCCUGAAGAGGACAAACCAGAGCACAUCGGUACGGCAGAGGUUCUUCAGAUACAUGUACCAGACAGCGAAAACCAGCCUGGCUCUGCAGAAUUACAGAUGACAGGACUUUCCAUGGAAUAAACUGCAUUCUUCUUUAGUAUAAAUUUAGGCACACAUAUCCUCCUUCUCACACCUUGUAAUUUAUGACAAGUACAUUGCUCAGAUGCAUGCAACUAUACUAAUCUUGAUUGUCUGAUCAUGAUGGCUUAUUCAUAUUCUUAUAUCUCGUCUAUCAUAUCAGUAUCAUAUUCUGGAAAACAAUAUUUGCUGAUAUAAACAAUUUUCUUAAACAAGAUAGAUCUGAUCUAUUUCUGCUGGUGCACUCCUUUUUUUUUAUAUAGUACUAGUAAAGAGAUCCGGCAUAAGCUGGGUCACCUCUGCCCCCCACUCCCCAACUCUAUAGUUAGGGGUUCAGAGAUAUACUUUAGUUUCUCAUCCAGCAAGAUCAUUUCUGACCACAGAAGACAUCAGGCAACCUGCUGGAUUGGGUGGUACCACUGUAAAACAUAUUCUGCUAUAGUGCAUAACAUAUGGAACUGUGUACUAUAGUGACUGGUCACUUUUGGCCUGAGUUCCAAAAUCUUACUUACCUGGCAUUCAAGUUAGUUACGCUGACUCUCAUGCAUUUCAAGUUCCCUCUCUCUAUAUUUUUAUAAACACUGAACAAUUUUCUGAAAUACUGUAAGUGUGCUUUUGUAACUAUCGGAGUGACAGCAUCAGCAGUUUUGUAUGUAUAUAAUUACUGCAUUUCCUACAGGCGAUAAUUACAUGGUAUGAGGCUUCUCUGGCAUGCUUCCAUUAAAUAAAUGUAAAUAAUACUGA
This is a messenger RNA of Pseudophryne corroboree (corroboree frog), 2012 nucleotides long. RefSeq names its product thymus, brain and testes associated (gene TBATA). Bases 186 to 1271 code for a protein of 361 amino acids. NCBI's taxonomy places the organism in Eukaryota, Metazoa, Chordata, Amphibia, Anura, Myobatrachidae. The transcript has 11 exons. The record is from RefSeq and is a predicted model, not a curated record.